AACCCCAACGGUCCAAUUUCUACAAAUACAGUAUUAGCACUAAUAACACGUACAUAUAAAUUAUAAAGCUUCCACAUUGCAAUUUUACGUACUAUCUUUCUCACAAUAUCUCUCUCGUUUUACAAAUUUACAAUGGAAGCUAUCACUGCUCCAACUCCUACUUGUAAUACUACUACUGCUGCUGCAUCUGCAAGCGUUCAACAUGUGACCAAGAAGUCUUCCGACGAGCUGCUGAGGAAAUUUGCGGAUUCCGGGGACGAGGCUGAGGUUCCUGCGAGGAAACAGCUGGCGGUGAGGGUGUCAAAGCGUCGGAAAAGAAGAAGCCGGGUGAACGGGGAUGGGGAUCAGCAGUGUGAGAGCCCGUUGAGUGGGAAGAGUGGGUUGGUGGAGAGGAGGUCUCUGCUUCCUGCUGGGACUAAAAGCAAGGCGUUGUUUAGGAAAAUUGGGAUUCAUGGCGGCAGGGCUUCACACCUCAGGGCUAGGGAUAUCAGGAACAAGUCCCUCUUUGGCACAAUUCACAAGACAUGGAGAAUGGCCAUUGAAGGAGCUUCAAAGGUUUUCAUGGAAAAGCAUUACAACAGGCACAAGCGUUUGAUCAAUGACAUUGUCUAGCUCAACGAACAAACACCCUCUUAGUAUUAAUCUGAUCGUCCAUUUUUCAAAUGCGUGGUUCAAAUUCAUUGUAUAUUAGUAUAAAGAUGCUUUUUUUAUCA
Pyrus x bretschneideri (Chinese white pear) is the source of this 713-nucleotide messenger RNA. RefSeq lists its product as uncharacterized. Bases 133 to 612 code for a protein of 159 amino acids. The record is from RefSeq and is a predicted model, not a curated record. The transcript is spliced from 2 exons. Lineage: Eukaryota; Viridiplantae; Streptophyta; Magnoliopsida; Rosales; Rosaceae.